AGCGCCGCCCCGCGGCUGGAGGACUCGGCAUCGCAUCCUGCUUUGGUGGCUCUGAAGCGGAUCUACUGAUGGAAACAGCGAGUUGAGAGAAACCGCUCCGUCGGUUGAUGAGACGGUCAUUCCUGUGUCAGUAACGCCGUGUUCGGCGUUAGUUUGUCCCGCGAGGAGGGAGCCUACCGGUCUGCACUGGAGCCGGCCAUUCAGCGCCGCGGCCUGUCCGAGGGAGUGGGGCCUCGAUUUGGUGUGGAGCUGCAGCCCAGCGUCCACGGCUGUGAGCGGACGGAGGCUGCAAACCUGGAGCAGAACUGUGCUGUUCCAAGGUUAGCUGAGGAUAGGUGUUUGACUCCAGAGUCUUCGGUUUCAGUGGAGGACAUUGAAUUGGUUUCUCAAAACAUAAACAGUACACAAUAAUGGACAGUCAUCAAAGGUAUUCCGGAGAGAUGUUUAACCGACAUGUUCUCCAUGACGAUAAGUCUGUGGUGAGCCAGAUGCAGAAGAAAUACUGGAAGACAAAGCAGGUGCUCAUCAAAGCAACAGGGAAGAAAGAGGACGAGCAUGUGGUGGCGUCUGACGCAGAUUUGGAUGCAAAGUUGGAGGUUUUCCAUAUUAUACAGACAUCAUGCAUAGACCUUCUGAAGGUGAUUGAGAAAUAUCAGCAGAGACUCAACACUCUAUCCCAGGAAGAAAAUGAACUGGGCAUGUUCCUGAAGGGGCAGAGUGAACAGGAUAAAACCCCAGCUGGGAGGAUGAUGAAUGCUACCAGUAAGGCCUUGUGUGGUUCUGCAAAGCAAAGAUUAGCGUUGCGUGUUCCCCUAUUCCGACUGGAGCAGGAAGUAGAAACGUUCCGGCGCCGAGCAGUCUCCGACACACUUCUCACUGUGAAUCGAAUGGAACAGUCUCGAACAGAGUACAGGGGGGCGCUGCUCUGGAUGAAGGAUGUCUCUCAGGAGUUGGAUCCUGACACAUACAAGCAGAUGGAGAAGUUCAGGAAGGUCCAGGUUCAAGUGCGGAAUACCAAAGCUCACUUUGACAAAUUAAAGAAUGACGUCUGUCAGAAAGUGGACUUACUCGGAGCCAGCCGUUGCAAUCUGCUCUCCCAGUCACUUGUUGCUUACCAGAAUACACUGCUUCACUUCUGGGAGAGGACUGCCCACGUGAUGUCUCAGAUUCAUGAGAGUUUCAAGGGCCAUCAGCCAUACAAAUUUACCACACUGAAGAGCUUGCAGGACCCAUUUAAUCAUCUGACUGAGGAGGAGCUUAACCAGAGUAAGGAAAAAGAGAAGGAAUGCAUAACUGAUGACUUAGACAAGUUGGUGCUCCUGGAUGAAGAUGAAGAACUUGGACCUGGUGCAGGGGGUCAGAGUGAAGCACCAGUAAAUACCUCUGGCCAAGAUGCCACACAGCUAGCUGCAGAGCUGGAUCCAUCUAGCAACACACCGCAAUUCUACGAGAUGGUGCCAAAAGACCUUCUGCCCGACAUGUUGGAAAGUGAGAAUCUAGAGAAGCACGAGUUGACCUUUUUGAGUGACCUGUUGAACCCUAAACCCAGUGCACCCAGUUACUUCAGCCAUGAGUGGCAGUGUACAUUUGGAAACUCGGGGCUCAGUCCAGGGCCUAUGACUGAAGCUCUCAAACCCAAACUGGCUGAUGCUCCAACCGGUUUCCUGCCAUCUCAGCUUUUCGACCUCAGCCAUGACCCAGCAGGAGCUUUUAUCGGUUGGACAGAUCCGCCCAAAUCACAGCCAGCACCAAUGCUAGUCCCACAACAUCCAGGGCCAAAAGUUCCAGUAAAUCUCCCUCAGACCUUACCAAAGGCCCCAUCCAAAGCUGCUAAGGGCAACACUCAGGACAAAUCAGCCUGGUUCAAUCUGUUUGCAGACCUGGAUCCUCUCUCUAAUCCUGAUGCCAUAGGUCGAACAGAUGAGGAACUCCUUAAUGCUUGAAGCUGGGGAAAUAGAGAGAAGGAAGGAUGUCACUAAGUUAUAUACUACACAAAUGUCUAACUCCUGCAAUUUUAUAAAUAUAUAUAUAUAAUAUAUAUAUUUACUAAAACACUAGGUUACUAUCUCUUAAGCUACAGAAUUAUAAAAAGUUAAAGGGGGAGGUGGUGGUUAAAUGGAAUGUUACAAAACCAUUAAGCUCCUGGGAUGUGGUGUUGGUGACGCCAAUUUCCUGUUUAAUUUCUCAAGUUCAGGCAUUGCUACUGCAAUCCUGGUUGUUAAUUACUGGGUAUUUAGCUAUUUACAGACAGCACUAAAGAGGGGUCACCUGGUUCUCCACAGAUCCUGAGCUGUGGGAUAGGGCCACACACUUGCUGUAGAAGCUGCGCUGACACAAAAAAAGCUCAGGAUAAUCUGCUUGUUGCGUUAGGGACCACACGAUAUGUGGAUCAACUCAAUAUAGAUGGUAAUAAAAAGGUCAUUGUCAUUGCAGUUUUGCUUUAGACUGUUUUGCAGCAGCAUCUUAUCAGUUACAACAAAGUUUCUUUCAUAAACAAGAAGUUUGGGAUAAUGGCCAUUUAAAAAAAAUUGAAAAUGUACUUUGAAUGUACAAUUAAUGGUUAAUGUCUGUCUGAGUUUAAUUAUUUACUUUUUAUGGUUGGACAAGUUUUAAAAUGUACUAGAGAAGUAAAUGGAAUUUGUUUUAUGUGAUAUUUAUAAGCUACACGGUGUCUAGAAUGGACCAAGUUCUUUGUUCCUAGACACGAGCAGCAGUCUCUCUCUUUUUGAUUCAUUUUCUUGCAGUGGGAGAAGUGUGCUGCUUUUAACUCCACAUCCAAAACAUUGCACUAUAUUUGGAAAGGUGAAGUACCUGCUAUUUGUAAUUUUAGCAAAAGCUUCCCUGUGGCGCUUGGGCCGAGUUUAUCGCUGAAGUUACGGGCAGCAGAAAUGAUUCCUUCUUUCAAUGCCUUUUGCGGACCUUCUAAAGAGGACCUGUGACUUGAAUGAGCUAGCCCUUCCUCUUCAGCUGGGAGGAUGUAUGUGCUGAAAUAGUCACUCUAAUCAUACACAAGUUAGGGAGGUGAGGGGAGUUAGAGUGGGUGGUGAGGAAAAAAAAAAACUAAGCCUUCCUGGUAGUUAAAAAUUACAUCUUUAACUGUGGCCUUAGAAAGCAGGAAAUACAAUGAUUUCCUACGUGGUGCUAGCCUGAAAAAUAACAAGUCUGACACUAAAGCAAGCAUGUUUCAUCUGGACCUUAGUGCCAUUGGGCUAGUGAGUUGGCAAUCAGCCAGGGUUUCUCCUCCUCCAGCACACUGCCUGGCAAAACCUGCUAGAAACUGAUUGUCAGCAAAAAUCCAUUCCAAUCAAGUAGCCUGAUGAUCAGUUUUGCCUUUGAAGAAUGGGGAGAUACGGGGGGCAGUGUCCAGUGCCUGUGGAACUGAAGCACUGAGCCAAGAUCUAGGAGGUGCAAUAUCCAGCAGUUUUUGUUUUCACUUAUCCCUCAGGAACUCGCUGAACUUCAUUGACAUCUUACCUUAUGGACUGUGAAAGCCUUUAACUAGCUGAGAUGCUGAAUGGCAUUCCCAGGCUCCCCAUUAUGUGCUAUACCAUCAGCAGGAGGUAAAAGAUUGAAGCUUGAGUUGGACAGAUGGCACUGUCAACUAGUUAGAAUUUACCAUAUUAUAGUUCAGAAAUGUAAGCUGAGAGGAGAGUACUGCUGGGGAAAGUCUAGAACAAGCUGUAUUUUGAACAGAAUAUGUGUUGAUCUUAUGGAAAAAAAUGAAGAAAUAAGAAAAGAAAAAAAUUAUUAAAUUCUGUGCUGUUAAGUUACAACUAUUGAGUUGGAAAAUAUUUCUCCUGUAACGAAGUGCACUCUUGAACAGAACAUCCCUAUAAAGAGAAACUGUUACCUUGACAAACAUUGGAAUUAAACACUGCCUCAUUCCACACAAUACAGUAACACUCAAUUUAAAACUUGGAACAAUGAACUAGUCAAUUUAUGAUGUAAAAUUGAGCCGUACAGACCAACAGAUCCCUGUAAAUUCUGGUCUGGCUGUGUUAUCGGAGUUUGGCCAGGUUUCUGAUUACAUAAGUGCGUGUAUAAAAAUGGAGUUAUAUUUGAUUGCAACUCUCUGGGUAGUGUGAUCUUGCCCCAUCCAGCAAAACUGUAUGUCCAUCCAUAACCUGCCAGUUACAGAACUGACCAGAGUGUAUGGGAUAAGAUGCAAUGUACAUACAAAGAUUACAUACAAACCUCAGCUAAAAGUCAGAAUCAUACGUGUGUGCGCGCGCGCAGAUCACUUCUCAGCUGUCAUGACAUCUGCUCUAGACUGAUAAAUGAGGAACGGCUUCUUGGGUGAGUUACAAGAAGGAACCUAAUCCCAAUUAAACUGUGUCUCAGCAAAAACAGGACCAAGGGAAAAAAUCUAGUUACAAAGAACACGACCCGUAGUCCCUAAAAUAAACCUUAUACUAUAAACCAAAGAAUCGGUAAUUAAGUGACCAUCAUGUCAGCUUUAAAAUCUGUAUCUCACUACUCAUUACCAUUCACUGGUUUAUUAUGUAAAACAAAAACAAAACAGACAAAUGCAAAGAACCUCCCUAUUUUGUGACAUUUGGAAUAUGCUUCAUGUGGUAAAGCAGUUUGGUGUCUGUGGACCAGCCAUUAUGAAAAGUGGAUGAGCCUUCUGAUAGUCUCCCCAACUGCCCUAAAGACUGGAACACUCAGCCCACUGUAAUGCUGGAAACGUUUAAAAAGCUAUACUAUAAAAAAUAAUUCAAUUCACUGGAUUAAUCUAAAGGGCGUAGUACGAACCCUGCGCAUGCCUGUUCGUAUCAUACUUUUCUAAAGUUAAUGUACAUAAAAUGUAAACUCUGCUCUCCACAGACAAACUGCAGUCUCUUUCCAUCAUUUUUUUUGUUAGUGGCAUUGCCACGUUUGUUUCCCACUCUGUUAGUUGAUCUUGAUUGUGGCCUGUAAACUGUCCAUUAACUGGGAAGUGGAGAUCAGUACAAUACACCCCUGCUCCUAUCCCAACCCACAUAAGGGAAUCUGCUAGCCCACUAUUCAGGCUCACGUGAACAGUAGUGACUUGAGUGAAAUGUUAGUACCCAUUGAACCUUAAAUAAGCAUGUCAACAGUUGGCAGGAGAGGAUUAAAAGGGUGUGCAUUGCCAAAUAGAUACAUAGGGCACUUCUAAUCCAUUAGUAUUUAUACAUCUAAAUACUAUGUAAAAUUACACAUUAAUUCCAUUGAUCUUUACCCACCAACCAUUUGCAAUAAUUAACAUCCCUAUUAAGAGAUUGUCAGUGGCUGCUCCAGAAUUGCACCCAAUCAAAUCCAUAUCAAUAAUACUAAUUGCAUAUGUGGGAAAUGCAGUUUGCAUGGACUAUGUAAGCUUGUUUCACUAAGGGAGGGUUAUGUUGCAAUCACAUAGUGUAAUUUCACAUAGAAGGAAUAUCACUGAAGUUUAUUGACACUGCAAACAAAAAAUGUUUUGUCAAAAAAGAUGUAGGAUUUAAGCUUCUGCACUGGUUGAGUGCUUGUAUUUUCUAUUGAAUGGUUGUCUGGAAACUGCCUCUUCUAUUAAAAAGUAAUUUCUCAA
Messenger RNA from Carcharodon carcharias (great white shark), 5545 nucleotides. It is a transcript of the gene ical1, whose product is annotated as islet cell autoantigen 1-like. The coding region runs from base 411 to 1943 and encodes 510 amino acids. The transcript has 15 exons. The record is from RefSeq and is a predicted model, not a curated record. Lineage: Eukaryota; Metazoa; Chordata; Chondrichthyes; Lamniformes; Lamnidae. Gene Ontology annotation, cellular component: Golgi apparatus. Gene Ontology annotation, biological process: regulation of transport. Gene Ontology annotation, molecular function: protein domain specific binding.